Messenger RNA from Gambusia affinis (western mosquitofish), 4101 nucleotides. RefSeq lists its product as uncharacterized. Gene Ontology annotation, molecular function: protein binding. Bases 420 to 1442 code for a protein of 340 amino acids. The transcript is spliced from 7 exons. NCBI's taxonomy places the organism in Eukaryota, Metazoa, Chordata, Actinopteri, Cyprinodontiformes, Poeciliidae. The record is from RefSeq and is a predicted model, not a curated record.
GUCGGAGAGCACCGGAACAAUAAAUGCUCUCCACCAACCGAACCGGAUCACCCUGUCAGCGGCUGAGGAACUUUUACAGUUUAGGAAGAGGACCUGAAAUGUUGAUGGAGAUUUAAAGUCUGACGGAGUUUCUGAGGUCAGCAACACGGACCUUCUCCUUCAGUGAGACGCCAUCGUUUCGCCACCAUCUCAGAGACUGAAGCUGCUGCUCUGCAGAUCUCUGACGCAGGCGGGCUGACGGACUGCGACUCCUGCGUGUUCCUGUCCCUCAUAGCGGCUGACCUUGGUUGACCAGAAGAGAGAGAGUCUGACUGUGAUGUUCCUGAUGGAUCUGAAGUGCGGCGGCGGCCCUGGACCUGAUACGGCAGAAACCAAUUUCAGACAUCUGGAAUGCGAGCGAGCGUGGGGAGGCCGAUUUUAUGUCAAGACGACCUGCCAUAAUGUCUGACGUGGCUCCGGAGGAAACUCCUCCCACACCGGCUCGCCGUCACUUCUUCCCGCUGGCGGUAAACAAACGGACCCUCCUGGAACCAGGUUCCUGGUUCUGCUGCGACCGGAAGCCCAAAAAACCGGAGAAACUGGGCAGGUUUAACUACUUGUCUCCAGGUUUCCCCAGGUUUCCCCAGGUGUCUCCAGGUUUCCCCAGGUGUCUCCAGGUGUCUCCAGGUUUCCCCAGGUGUCUCCAGGUUUCCCCAGGUGUCUCCAGGUUUCCCCAGGGUGGAGACAUGUCCUCAGACCAGGAGCAGCCGCUCACUGCACUGAUGUCCAGCGAGCUGAUCCCAGCCGACCCGUCGGACCAGUUGGACCCGUCGGACCAGUUGGACCCGUCGGACCAGUUGGACCCGUCGGACCAGUUGGACCCGUCGGACCAGUUGGACCCGUCGGACCAGUUGGACCCGUCGGACCAGUUGGACCUCGCCCUGGACCCAGACACUGCCAACAGCUGGCUCCUCGUGUCUCCGGACCUGCGCAGGGUGACGGUUUCGGACCGGUACCAGAACUACCCGCAGAACCCGCAGCGGUUCAACGCAGAGCUGCAGGUUCUGAGCCGGGCGGCGCUGACGGGUCGCCAUGGCUUCGAUGUGGACUGGAUGAGCGCCGACAACCGGGCCGCCGUCGGCGUCGCUCUGGCGUACGAUAGCGUUCCCAGGAAGGGAGCGGGCAGGGCCGCGUUCGGACGGAACCAGGCGUCCUGGUUCUUCGCAGCAGAGGGAGAUGUUCUGACUGCGUGGCACGGCGGGGAGAAGUGGACCUAUGACGUUCCUGAUGACGGCUAUGAGCGGGUCCGGGUCCGUUUGGACCACGCUGCGGGGGUUCUGUCCUUCUUCCUGCUGACUGAAACUGGGCCGAGUCACGUUCACACCUUCAGAACCGAGUUCACCGAGGCGCUCUAUCCGGGUCUCUGUGCUCGCUCCACCGCCAGCUACGCUGGGUUCUGCUGAGGCCCAUCGGACCAGAACCAGAACCUCCAAGGCGUUCAAAGGAACCACCUCAAACCGGGCCACAACCCCUGAGUGAGCAGAAUCCAAGUCUUGCUCCAGUUAGGACCGGACCAGAAACCGUCAACCUUUUCUUUUCUUUUCUUUUCUUUUUAUGGCGGUUGGCAAACAACUUUUAGGUGCGAUACCUUCCAGACUGGAGUUUGGAUCAGAUGUUAAUCCACUAUAAUCUUCCCAUUAUUAGGUAAUUAGGUGGCCCGGAGGUGCAAAACUCUACAACAUUAACCAAACAGAAAGGGUUUGUUUUUUGCACAAAAGAUUUAAAUUUGAUUUAGCAUGUUGUGCCUUUUGUGAUUGUCCAGAAGAAUCCAAUAAUCAUCUUUUUUUUCUCCUGUCCCUUUUCUUUUAAACUAUGGAGCGACAUUAAAAAUUGGUUGUCCCUUAAAAUUGAUGACAUUCCUGAGAUAAUCAUCACCCAUAUUUUAUAUUAUAUUGAUGGCCUUGAUAGUAAAAUAUCUGACAUGGUUAAUAUUAUCUUUUUACUUGUUAAAUAUCACAUACUCUGCUGUAAAUGGAGAGGUUUUACUCCUUGUUUUGAUUUUUUUCUUAACCAAUUUAAACUUUAUUUUACCUCACUGAAACUUUUGAAAUCUGUUUCUGCAAGAAAAGUAACUGUCAGUAUCUCAACUUUUCUUUUGUUUUAAAAUCCUGCUCUAUUAUUUUUCAUUUGUCUUAAUGUUUUAUGUGCUUGUCUUUAGUCUUAGCCCCUUGUUUUUUUGUUUAAUUUUUCUACCUAUGUUGCAAUGUUCUUGCACCUCAUCAAGACUUUGUAUACAAUUUGUUCAAUAAAAAAAACAUUAACCAAACAGAAAGGGUUUGUCCCAGUAGGAGACCUGAGAGAUCACUGAUUGGACGACGGUGCUUUGAACCGGAAGUUAUCGCUUGAGCGGGUCGGUCCGUUGUUGCAACACGUCAUAGCGUCCGCCAUAUUGAAAGUGGCUUAUCAGCAAGUAAAUGGACCGAACUUCAUAAAGUGCCGUUCUGCAAAGUGUUUCAAGUUAAUGAAUGUCACUGACACAAACUCUCACAGAUUAUUAUAUAUAGUUAUGAAAAAACCCAAAGGACAACAUUUCAAACCUGUUGAUGUUGUAACAUAACCACUAUGUUUGUUUUUCAUGAAUAAAUACGAUAAAAAGUAAACGUAUUAAACUGUUCUGUAGAACAGUUUCGGUGCUUUAAUUGUUAAAAAAUAUUUCGAAUUUCCACUGUUUGUAACUGAUUUGGGUGGAUCAUGAAGUUUUCAGGUGUGUGUGUGUGUGUGUAAUUAGUGAUUUAAAAAGGGGCGUGGGCGACGGCGCGGGAGGCGCAACCGGAGAGAAAGACGCUCGCCGGUAGAUCUGUGCAGCGGGAGUUUUGACUCGUAUGAACGUUUAGAACUUGUAAAAAUCAAAGGAAAGACAUUAAAUAACGAUCAAAAGUUCGCCCAGCGCCGCAGAUCAUAUUUCAGGAACUGGAUCGGAGUUUGCACCCAAGAAACGCCGCCCGGGGCAAGAAGACGCCGCCAGUGCGAGAGGACGCCACCGAGGGGAAAGAAAGACGUUCCCGGUGAGAUCUGGACUUUACUUUUCUUUUUGGGGAUUUUUGGUGGUACCACUCUUUUUGUUUUUCCAUUUUUUGGAGGGGUUUUUGACGUUUGGAUUUUUCCCUUUUGGAUCGGGACUUUGGAAUAAAACGGGGGGAAUAUUUCCAGGACUUUGUUUAUUUUUCAGGAUAAGGAACUCUGGUGUGGACAAUAAUCUCUUUGGGAAAAGGAACAGAAAAUUUCGGACUCUUAAUUAUUGAGGGUUUUUUUUUUUUUGCUGAUUCGAACUGAGUAACCAUAAUUAUUGUUGAGGGAUUUUGGUUAUUGAUCUCUUUAUCAUGAUAACUAUUAUUAUUUCGUAGUAUAAUAAUUCUUUUUUGAAUAAAUCAUUGUUGCAGAAGAUCGACAAAUUCAGUGUUUGAGUGGUUGAGUAUUUAUUUUUAUCAGAUUAAAGGUGUGGCAUAUUUUACCUGAUUCCUGUGACAGAUUUCCCCCUUGAGUGUAUUGUGAAUUCAGCUUUCAGCCGAAUUUUUACAAUUUGGUGGCCCGUAUGGGGUGCAGGAUGAUAUACUUUCAGGUUUUGUGCUACAUUAGAUGACAUAAUUAAAGAGGACCCUGUUGUGAGUGCUUUUUCUUUGCUAGAUGGAUAAUAUAACUUCUCAAUCACCACAUGCUGAGGAAAGAGAUACUGAUGAGAAUGAGGAAGAAAGUGGAGCAGGUCUUCUUGUAGAUCAGGAAGAGACAAUAUGCAACACAGAGGGAGAUGCCUGGGUUACAAGGAGGAAUCCUGUAGGUGAAAUAACUUCUUUGAUUAGCUCCCUUUAUGUAUCAGAUAAUGAAGUUGAAGAAAAAGAGGAUGAUGAAGAAGAGUAUCUCCCUAUGUCAGACAUUAAUGAUAUUAGGAAUGAUUUAACUAAAAUGGGGGUUAAGAUUACCUCAUUGGAAGAAAAUUUUCGGGCAUCUGUAGACAGUGCUUUGAAUAGGGAACAAAACAUCAGGACAUAUAUAGAUAGGAAUGUUGAGGCCCUGGAGCAAUGCAUGACCGCAGCCUUUAAGGAAUUGGAAGCUAAGGUAGUAGAU